UCACGCAUUCCUCAAAUGGUUGCUCAAACAUUGGGUUUCGGCCAAAAACAUGAUGCAACUGUUGAUAUACCGUUGGAUUCAAUGAAUGAUCCUAAGAAAAAGGAGAAGGAACUUGCAGCUUGGGAAGCAGAUCUAAAAAGGAGAGAACGUGAAAUUAAACGAAGGGAAGAUACUGUUUCCAGUGCUGGUGUCCCGUCAGAUGAUAAAAACUGGCCUCCAUGUUUCCCAAUUAUUCAUCAUGAUAUAGGCAAUGAAAUUCCUGUUCAUGCUCAGAAGUUGCAGUAUUUGGCUUUUGCAAGUUGGUUAGGUGUAAAAAUAUUUUUCCUGGCAAUAAUCUAUGCUCUACUUGGAUGCCCUCUUUCAUAUGUCCUAUGGUAUAGGCCACUUUACCGUGCAAUGAGGACGGACAGUGCAUUGAAGUUUGGUUGGUUUUUCCUGUUCUACUUGCUCCACAUUUGUUUUUGCAUAUUUGCUGCUAUUGCUCCUCCUAUCAUCUUUCAUGGAGAGUCAUUGACGGGCAUUCUUGCAGCAAUAUCAGUCUUCUCUGAUCAUGUGUUGGUGGGGAUUUUCUACUUAAUUGGAUUUGCCUUGUUUUGCUUGGAGACACUUUUAAGCUUGUGGGUACUUCAGAAAAUCUAUAUGUACUUCCGAGGUAACAAGUGAUGCACGAAUCUGGGUUGUGGUUUCCAUUCGGAUGUUUUGUGUUACUGUUUUGUCGAGCUCCUCAGUAUAUUCUUCCUUCCCUCCCUUUUCAUCAGUGAAAUAGUUGAUUUGAGUUUUGAGAGACUGGUUGACAUACAUGCAAUAUGUUGUUUUUUUUUUUUUUUUUUUUGGGGGGGGGGGGGGGGGUGUUCUAUAUUCUAUAGGUUAUUCUCUCCCUUUUUCCAGCCAUUGAAGAACCUUGUAUGUUCUUACUUCUCAUGUUUUAGUGAUCGGAUCAUGCUUGGCUACUAUAGCUGCUGCUUUCUUUCAAUACAUAUUUAUGGUUUUGAGUAGACCACAAUUGAUCGUCCAAUCAUCCUGUAUCCCGAGCCUUCAUCAUAUCAAACAAGGUUUUUUUGCAA
This is a messenger RNA of Camellia sinensis, 1064 nucleotides long. The record is from RefSeq and is a predicted model, not a curated record. Lineage: Eukaryota; Viridiplantae; Streptophyta; Magnoliopsida; Ericales; Theaceae.